CUUUAAGAUCGAUCGACGGAUCAUCGGUUUUUCGUUCAACUAAAGAAUCAAACAAAAACACUCGCAGAGACCAAAGACGCAGGAGUCGCUGUUUGUGGUGAUUUCUUCAGACAGUGAAAUGGCAGAAGCCAGUAUCUCAUGGGCUGAGGAUCAGUUCAGCUGUCCAGUGUGUCUGGGUCUGCUGAAGGAGCCAGUGACGAUCCCCUGUGGACACAGUUACUGUAAGGGAUGCAUCUCAGGUUCCUGGAACGAGGAGGUUUGGAAGGGAAUCUACAGAUGUCCUCAGUGCAGACAGACCUUCAGUCCAAGACCAGUUUUAGGGAAGAAUGUGGUGAUUGCUGAAAUGGUGGAGAAACUCAGAAAGACGAGACUCCAAGCUGCUGCUCCUGCAGUUCAUCACGCUGGAUCUGGAGAUGUUCAGUGCAACGCCUGCACUGGGGUUAAACAGAAAGCAGCGAAAUCGUGUCUGGAGUGCCGAAGCUCUUACUGUCAAGAUCACCUUGAACAGCAUGAGAAUCUCUUCAGAGGUAAAAGACACAAUCUGAUGGACGCCACUGGACGACUGCAGGAGAUGAUCUGCCCUCAACAUGAUAAAAUGCUGGAUAUUUACUGCCGCACUGACCAGCAGUGUAUCUGUAUGCUGUGUUUGGUGGAUGAACACAAAAACCAUGACACUGUAUCAACUGCAUCAGAAUGGAAAGAAAAACAGAGUCAUUUGGAGGAGAACCAGAGAAAAAUCCAGAAGGUAAUCCAGAAGAAAGAGAACGAUCUUAAGAAGCUGAGAGAGGCUGUGGCGUCUCAUAAGCGCUCUGCACAGACAGCAGUGGAGGACAGCGAGAGGAUCUUCACUGAACUCAUACGCUCUAUUGAGAAACGUCGCUCUGAGGUGAAACAGCUGAUCAGAGAUCAGGAAAGAGCUGCAGUGAGUCGAGCUGAAGAACGACUGGAGCGACUGAAGCAGGAGAUUGAUGAUCUGAAGAGGAAAGAGGCUGCGCUGGAGCAGCUUUCAGAGACAGAGGACCAUAUUCAUUUCCUCAAGAGUUGGCCAUCUGGCUCUCUCUCUGGAUCUACAGAUGGCUUCACUUUCAGUUCUCAGCCCUCUUUUGAUGAUGUAGUGAAAUCAGUCUCUCAGCUCAGAGACAAACUGCAGCAGUUCUGCAUAGAUGACAUAGAAAAUAUGUCAAAGAUAGUGAAAACCGUCCAUGUCAUCCAGACUCCCAAAUCUCAGACCAGAGAGGGGUUCAAAGAAUAUUCUCAUCCAGUGGGCACGCAGGCUCGCCCCAGACUAAAGCCAGAGUUUCGGGGAUCCACAACCGAUUUAACUCGAAUUCACUCGAUUUCGAAACAGCGUGACUGUUGA
This is a messenger RNA of Sinocyclocheilus anshuiensis, 1360 nucleotides long. Its product is annotated as tripartite motif-containing protein 47-like. The record is from RefSeq and is a predicted model, not a curated record. Gene Ontology annotation, molecular function: zinc ion binding. Lineage: Eukaryota; Metazoa; Chordata; Actinopteri; Cypriniformes; Cyprinidae. The coding region runs from base 119 to 1360 and encodes 413 amino acids. The transcript has 7 exons.